Messenger RNA from Cariama cristata (Red-legged seriema), 1327 nucleotides. RefSeq names its product regulator of chromosome condensation (RCC1) and BTB (POZ) domain containing protein 1 (gene RCBTB1). Lineage: Eukaryota; Metazoa; Chordata; Aves; Cariamiformes; Cariamidae. The transcript has 9 exons. Gene Ontology annotation, molecular function: protein binding. The record is from RefSeq and is a predicted model, not a curated record. The annotation marks the transcript as partial.
ACUAUGAGCGUUUGCAUGGAUGGAUAGCUGUAUGCUUGGGGCUAUAACAACUGUGGUCAAGUUGGAUCUGGAUCUACAGCAAACCAGCCCACUCCUCGUAGAGUUUCGAACUGUUUACAGGGUAAAAUGGUAGUUGGCAUUGCUUGUGGUCAGACCUCCUCCAUGGCGGUAGUAAACAAUGGUGAGGUUUACGGCUGGGGUUACAAUGGUAAUGGUCAGCUAGGUCUUGGAAACAACGGCAAUCAACUAACGCCAUGCAGAGUGGCAGCGUUACAUGGCGUGUGUAUACUCCAGAUUGCCUGUGGCUAUGCGCACACACUAGCACUAACAGAUGAGGGUUUGCUCUAUGCCUGGGGAGCUAACACUUAUGGGCAGCUGGGAACUGGCAAUAAAAGUAACCAGCUAAGCCCGGUGCAGAUCAUGAUGGAAAAAGAAAGGGUUGUGGAGAUUGCAGCCUGCCACUCUGCUCACACGUCGGCUGCCAAGACCCAGAGCGGCCAGGUGUACAUGUGGGGCCAAUGCCGUGGGCAGUCAGUGAUCCUUCCCCACCUCACUCACUUUGCCUGCACUGACGAUGUGUUUGCUUGCUUUGCUACUCCUGCUGUUAUGUGGCGUCUUCUGUCAGUAGAGCAUGAAGACUUUUUAACAGUAGCAGAGUCUCUGAAGAAAGAGUUUGACAGCCCAGAAACCUCAGACCUAAAGUUCCGUGUGGACGGAAAGUACAUCCAUGUCCAUAAAGCUGUUCUGAAAAUCAGGUGUGAACACUUCAGAACCAUGUUCCAGUCAUACUGGAAUGAGGAUAUGAAGGAAGUGAUAGAAAUAGACCAGUUUUCUUAUCCUGUGUAUCGUGCCUUUCUUGAGUACUUGUAUACAGACAGUGUUGACCUUCCGCCUGAAGAUGCAAUAGGGCUUUUGGACUUGGCAACUUCGUACUGUGAAAAUAGACUGAAAAAACUGUGUCAACACAUUAUCAAGAGAGGAAUUACUGUGGAAAAUGCAUUUUCAUUGCUCUCUGCUGCUGUCAGAUAUGAUGCAGAGGACUUAGAGGAAUUCUGCUUUAAGUUUUGUGUCAAUCAUUUGACGGAAGUGACACAAACAACAGCAUUUUGGCAAAUGGAUGGUCCUCUGCUAAAGGAAUUCAUUGCUAAAGCCAGUAAAUGUGGAGCCUUUAAGAACUGAAAUGAGGCUGUAAGUUACGGGGGUUUGUUAGGGGUUUUUUGCAGUUAUUUACAGGAUGUCACAACUGUACGGGUGAAAGUGAGUGUUACCUGGUCGCUUGUACCAGAAGACAUGAAAGGCCAUAGUGAAAACAAAUGUUUUCUGUGCU